AUGGAGUGCUUUGGCCCAUUGCAUGAGGCAGCGGGUAAGGGAAGAUUGGAGACUUGCAAAUACUUGGUGGAGCAGAUUGGGUUUGACAUCAAUGUUGAUGCCAACAAUGAUUCGGGCAUGACACCUCUGGCUUGUGCAGUGUCACAUGGUAAAUCCAUUGCUGCGAAGUAUUUGCUUGACAAAGGUGCUAAUCCUGAUAAGCAAGACAACAAAGGCUUUACUCCUCUGCACUACGCUACAAAAGAAGGGAAGGACCGACUGGUUCGACUCUUGCUAUCUAAAGGAGCUAGUGUUGAUGUAUUCUCUUGUGAAGGGACGCCACUACAUGUUGCUGCCUCAUAUGGGAAGACUGGCAUCAUGCAGAUUUUGUUGCAGCACAAUGCUGAUCCAAACAGGGUCUCAGCAGAUUUAGGUACACCCAUGGCUGCAGUUCUUUGUGUUGCUUCUGGAAGAAUUAGUGAGUCUGCUGCUUUGAAGUGCAUGAAGCUCCUUGUCAAGGCCGGUGCUGAUUUGAACUGUACAAAUCUUGAUACUCCAUUGGUUAUGGCAACUAGCAAAUACUUGUCUGAAUGUGUUGAGUACUUGUUGGAGGUCGGCGCAGAUGCCAAUAUUCCAAGCAAUCAUGGCCAUAUGGCACCAAUAGAAAUUGCUGCAAAAUCUGGAAGGAAAAAGCUUGUGGAGAUUCUAUUUCCUUUCACUUCACCCAUUCAAUCUAUGUCCAAUUGGAAUGUUGAAGGAAUCAUUGCCCAUGCAAGAUUAAGGCAUUCAGAGAACAAGGACAAGGGAAGUGAUAAAGAUAAGAAGACUGAGCUAAAAUUACUUGGUGCAAAAGCAGUCGAGCGGAAGGACUAUGCUGCUGCAUCAAAGUUCUACAGUGAGGCAAUCAAAGUGGAUCCUGCCGAUGCAAUGCUGUAUUCAAAUAGGAGUCUAUGUCAUCUAAAGAGUGGUGAAGCAUAUGCUGCUUUGCUUGAUGCUAAUGCUUGCAUAAGGCUGCGAGCUGAUUGGCCAAAAGGUCACUAUCGGAAGGGAGCUGCCCUCAUGUCGCUCAAGAGGUGUAAGGAAGCAUGCCAUGCAUUCUUGACUGGAGGGAAGCUGGAUGCUGCAAAUGUGGAGAUACGUCAAGCAUUUUGGGAGGCAGCCAAGGCAGUGAAGAAAGAACAUUUGGCUGGACAAAGGACCAACUGA
This is a messenger RNA of Triticum dicoccoides, 1185 nucleotides long. Its product is annotated as ankyrin-1-like. The transcript has 10 exons. The record is from RefSeq and is a predicted model, not a curated record. The coding region runs from base 1 to 1185 and encodes 394 amino acids. Gene Ontology annotation, molecular function: protein binding. Lineage: Eukaryota; Viridiplantae; Streptophyta; Magnoliopsida; Poales; Poaceae.